AUGAUUAAUAAAAAUUUAAAUCUACAUUUACAACUUAAUAAAUUAGAAUUUAAUCCAAAUAAUUCUAUUUCACAACCAUUUACUCCAAUUGAUCAAACUUUAAAAACUCCAAUGGAAGCACCUGCAAAUCCUUUAGUUCCUCCACCAUUACAUCAUCAAAAUUCAUAUAAUAAUCAAAAUCAUCAAGGAUUUUAUCAAAAUCCUCAAUAUAAUGAAAGUGAUGAUAUUUUAACAGAUAUUGAUGAACCAAAUAAUAAUCAUCAAAAUAAUAUACAAAAAAAGAAUCCAUAUUUAACAUCAUCAUCAAAUGGGUUAAAAAAUUCAUCAAUAUCUAAUUUAUCACUUAGUGAAAUGAAUAUAAUGAAUUAUAAUCAACAACAACAAUUACAAACUCAAAAUGGAGGAUCACAAUGUAAUUCAUCAAUAAGAUCAAGAUCAUCACUGAUAAAUUUAAGAAAACAAUCAUUAACAAGAAACAAUUCAAAUAACUGGUUACACAUUGGUAAUAUGAAUCAAAUAAGAGCAAACCAUAAUAAUAUUAACAACAACAAUAACCUAAAUAAUUUUGAUUUUAAUAGAAGUACUGAUUCAUUAAUGGAUUAUGUACCUUCAUCAAUUAUAGCUAAAACUUCUGCACCAAUACAACAACAACAUUUAAACUCACAAACUCCACCACCUUUACAACAUCAAAUUAGUGAUUCAGAUAUUCCAAUAUUUACAAGAAGUAGAAGUUCAACAAAUACAAAUUUAAGAAAUAAUUUAUCAAUAGAUACAAAUUUUAGAAAUGGUUGUUAUAAUAAUAAUAACAAUUAUGGUAACUUCCCAAAUUCAGGAUUUGCAUUAGAUUCUCCAUUUUUAUCAACAAUAACUCCAAAUGAUGAAUAUUUUAAUUAUAAUAAUUUUCAACAACCACAACCAAAUCAACAACAACAACAACAACUUUCACAGCCUACUACUCCAAUACUAGAACAACCAUCAAUGGAAGAAAUUAAUGUACCUAAUCAUGUAUCAUUAAGUGAGAAGAAAAGAGAUUCAUUGAAAUUAAAAAGAGGUAUUCAUUAA
This is a messenger RNA of Lodderomyces jiufengensis, 1062 nucleotides long. RefSeq lists its product as uncharacterized. The coding region runs from base 1 to 1062 and encodes 353 amino acids. The record is from RefSeq and is a predicted model, not a curated record. The transcript has a single exon. Lineage: Eukaryota; Fungi; Ascomycota; Pichiomycetes; Serinales; Debaryomycetaceae.